Messenger RNA from Aureobasidium musti, 864 nucleotides. Lineage: Eukaryota; Fungi; Ascomycota; Dothideomycetes; Dothideales; Saccotheciaceae. The record is from the annotation of a GenBank genome assembly.
CUCAGGAUUCUCAGAGGUGAUUCUCUCCACUUCAUCAACGCCAAGAUGUUCAUCCAUCCAUUAGUACCUUUGCUUUUCUGUUUCUUUGCGCAACUUGUGAGCGUGUCCUCCUCUCCACUUGUUGUCGAACGAGCAGCUUCAACAUGUUCUGCAAACGACAUUGCCAUAGUGAAGCGUACAGCUCCGGCUGACCCCGUGUACUUUUGUCAAUGGUGGCAGCAGGAUGUACGCACGAGAUCGCCCUUCAUGGAGUUCACUCCAACUCAGGUCGACACUUUGUGCAAAUGCAUCUCGCCAGUUGCAACAGGACUCAAAUGCAAGCGCAAGCGCAAGCGAUCAGAUAUUGAGGAAAGAGCAGACCCCAAUGCCGGUCGCUCUGCAGCUUCGUGCAGCUCUGAGCGCUCAGUUCACUCAACCAUGGCGCUUCUGUACCUUCUACACUUCUUAUCCAAGAACUACAUCGCCAUUCAAAAGUACACCGCAUCCGCCUUGACCAGUUUGUGCAAAUGCGCCAUCACAAAGCCUGCUUCCACAACUAGCAAAAGGUUACUACGACUUCUAAGCGCAAAGCCAAACACCACUUCCAAGAAGACCUCGACAAGCACCAAGAAAACGAGUACAUCGACGAAACCAGCCACCGUCCAGAAGCCAGUAACAACCAGCAAGAAGCCAACGACCACUAGCUCCAAGAAACCCACGACCACAAGCACUAAAAAGCCAACAAGCACCAGUACCAAGAAGAUCACAUCGACGAGCACAAAGAAGGCUACUAUCACAAGCACCACGAAGAAACCAUCGACCACCAGUUCAAAGAGGAUAACGUCAAGCACAAAGCGUGCCUCGACAACAAGCUCGAAGAGAUAA